CCCACCACGGCCCACUGAAAAACCCUAACCUCCAACUCAUAUACCUACUCCUCCACAUCGCAUCCAUCUCUUCUCCUUCGGCCUUCCUCCCUUCCGCCGCCGGCUCCUCCUCUUCUUCGUUGCUUCGCGUACCUCCCUCCGGCGCACCACCUCAGCCAUGGCCCCGAAGAAGGAGAAGGCCCCGCCGCCGUCUUCCAAGCCCGCCAAGUCCGGCGGUGGCAAGCAGAAGAAGAAGAAGUGGAGCAAGGGAAAGCAAAAGGAGAAGGUGAACAACGCGGUGCUGUUCGACCAGGCCACCUACGACAAGCUGCUCACUGAGGUCCCCAAGUACAAGCAGAUCACCCCGUCCGUCCUAUCCGAGCGCCUCAGGAUCAAUGGGUCUCUGGCUCGCAGGGCUAUCAAGGACCUGAUGGAGAGGGGACUCAUCAGGAUGGUAUCAAUCCAUUCCAGCCAGCAGAUCUUCACCAGGGCGACAAACACUUGAUCACUUAUGUGUCCAGUCGCUGUUUUCUAGUCUAGUAGACUAGGAUGUUGCUGUUAUAUUGAAGCUUAUUUAUCUUCAGCGAAGCACUUUGUCGGUGUUGUGUCAUGCACUCAUGCAAGUAAUGUUGAAUGCUUAGAUUUUGGUACAAUUUUAAGAUGAUGUUUUCAGUGCAGUCAAAUCUAUCAGAUUGUUUUGGAAUCC
Messenger RNA from Brachypodium distachyon (stiff brome), 685 nucleotides. RefSeq names its product 40S ribosomal protein S25-2. The coding region runs from base 158 to 484 and encodes 108 amino acids. The record is from RefSeq and is a predicted model, not a curated record. Gene Ontology annotation, cellular component: cytosolic small ribosomal subunit. Gene Ontology annotation, molecular function: structural constituent of ribosome. NCBI's taxonomy places the organism in Eukaryota, Viridiplantae, Streptophyta, Magnoliopsida, Poales, Poaceae. The transcript is spliced from 4 exons.